AUGAGUGAUCAGCAGAUGCACUCAACUGGGUCUGAACUGCCUAUUGAAGGCCCUCCACUCAAGAAACCCUGCAUGCUUGAUACGCCACCCGUCGCAACAACUCCAGACGAUGGUAGCGAUUUCUACAACACACCCUUGCCUUCGGGGACUCCGGUGCCGAGUACGAUGGCCGAUGACUCCACACCUGCUACUGAAGCCACUCCUCCCGUACCACCAGUCCCAACGAUCCCGGGACUGGGCCUGAUCAGCAACCCCAGCAACCCCAGCGACCAGCAAACCCCGCCAACCCAGCAAGUCAAGACCGAGGAAGAGCCGCAAAUUCCUGCUGUGGAGUUGGAGAAGAAUGAAUCAAUGGUCAAAUCCGAGGACAACAACACAGCGCUCAAGCAAGAGUCUGUGGAAACCGCAGUCAAUCAGGCCGCCGGCGAUGAAGCACCCGCAACCACUGGGGAGGCAAUGGAGGUGGACCAAAAGCCCGAGCAAAGCAACCUGGAUGCCAGCAGUGGGCUGAUCGAAAACAACACAAAAGAGGAUCAAGGGGAGGAAGAACACCCUGAAUGGGAGGUCGAUUCAUCUCCAUACGAGUCUUCCUCUGACAGCUCCUCCGACUCAGACGACAGCAGCGAGGACGAAGACUACCCCAUUCUCACCCCCGAAGAGCAGGAGAAGGCAAGGGCAAGUCGGGGAGGAUACAUUCGUUCUACCAACGAGGUUGUGGAGGAUGUGCUGCCAAUCCCCGAUGUUACGAUCACACCCGAAAUGCCCAUUGUACUACUGGGGAAACUCAAAACUCUCAUUGAGAAUGCCGCUCUUAUCGAGGCCAACACUUCGGGAGAGUAUCAAGUCCUGGAGUCGGGCUCAUUGCUUUGCUCAGAAGAUCGCAAGGUUCUUGGCGUUGUUGCCGAAACCCUCGGCAGAGUCGAGAAUCCUCUGUACACUGUCAUGUACGCAACUGCCGCCGAGCCCGCGGAGCGAGGUAUCUCUAAGGAUAUGACUGUUUACUAUGUUCCGGCCCACUCAACAUUUGUUUUCACGCAGCCCCUAAAGGGUCUGAAGGGAAGCGAUGCGUCUAACUUCCACGACGAGGAGAUCGCAGAUGAAGAGAUGGAAUUCUCCGACGACGAAGCGGAGGCUGAAUACAAGAAGAGACUGAAGCAGAAGCGCCAGGAAAGAAAGGAUGCUAGAGAUGGCGGCGGUGGACGUGGAAAGAAAGGACCCGCAGGUCCCUCCAAGUUAAGCCACACCGAACUUAACUAUGACGAUGCAGGGGGUGAAGAUGGAUACACACCCCUUGCCCGACCUAAGAACUAUCACGAAAUGAUGGGAGCUCGAGAGGCACCAGUUGAGGGCGCCGAGCGAGCAUCUGGAUUCCGUGGAGGCAGAGGUCGCGGACGGGGCUCUGACCGCGGUCGGGGUGGUCGCGGACGAGGCAAUGGAGGCCGAGGAGGAGGCUCGUACGAACGUGACCAGGAUCGUCGUCCUCAGAACCAGCAAGGAAACAGUUCGCAGUAUACACCUGCAGCACCUCAAUACCAGCCUGCUGGAUAUGGCCAACCGGCAUAUCCUCAGCAGCAACAGCAGCAACAGCAGCAACAGCAGCAACAGCCCGCCUUCGGAAUGCCCCAGGCUUUCGCUCCGUACCAGCAGUAUGCGCCCCAACAGCAAGCACAGCUUCCUCAAGGCGCAGCUCCAGGACAGUUUCCUUUCCAAUUCCCCUUCCAGCAACCUUUCGCCCAGCCGAAUCCUUUCCAAUCUAUCCCUCCUGGUGCGCAUAUCAAUCCGCUCUUCUUGGCUGCAUUGCAACAACAGCAACAAUAUCAGCAACCCCAGCAGCAGCAAUAUCAGCAGCCUCAACAGCCUCAGCAAUAUCAACAGCCCCAGCCGGGCCAACAAGGUGCCCCCCAGGGACAACAAAACCCUGCAAUGAACUUUGACCAAGUCAAAGCUCAGCUGGAUCUUCUACGGAAUCUGAGCAACAACCAAGGGCCGCCUCCCUCUUGA
This is a messenger RNA of Penicillium cosmopolitanum, 2001 nucleotides long. Its product is annotated as RNA-binding snoRNP assembly protein NAF1. Bases 1 to 2001 code for a protein of 666 amino acids. Gene Ontology annotation, biological process: pseudouridine synthesis; box H/ACA snoRNP assembly; ribosome biogenesis. Gene Ontology annotation, molecular function: RNA binding. Gene Ontology annotation, cellular component: sno(s)RNA-containing ribonucleoprotein complex. The record is from RefSeq and is a predicted model, not a curated record. The transcript has 2 exons. NCBI's taxonomy places the organism in Eukaryota, Fungi, Ascomycota, Eurotiomycetes, Eurotiales, Aspergillaceae.